This is a messenger RNA of Cicer arietinum (chickpea), 1948 nucleotides long. Its product is annotated as VAN3-binding protein. The record is from RefSeq and is a predicted model, not a curated record. Gene Ontology annotation, biological process: leaf vascular tissue pattern formation; auxin-activated signaling pathway; phloem or xylem histogenesis. Lineage: Eukaryota; Viridiplantae; Streptophyta; Magnoliopsida; Fabales; Fabaceae.
ACAAUCGGCUGCUUUGUCUCUCUUUGUAUUAAUUCAUUCAUUCCUUCCUUCCACUUACUCUUCUCAUCAUUCUCUAUAAACAUUAAACACACCACUCUUCUCUUUCAUUCUCAACCCAAAUGGAUAUUCCCCAAACCCAUUCCUGGAGACCCGACCCACUUCACUCCUCCAUGUUCCGUCCACCUGAAACACCACGCGAACCAAUGGAAUUCCUCUCACGUUCCUGGAGCGUAUCAGCCCUCGAAGUAUCCAAAGCUCUUUCCCCUGCUCCCAACCACACUACCAUCACCAUACAAGAAAACACCGCCGAAGAUACCGCCGCCGUUUCAUUAAACCCGUUUUCUUUUGCUUCCUCUGAAACCUCUCAAAUGGUCAUGGAACGCAUCAUGUCACAAUCCCAGGAAGAAGCAUCUCCACGAACUUCAGGGAGACUCUCUCAUAGUAGUGGUCCUUUAACCGAUACUUCUCCUGUUUCUCCUUCUGAAAUCGACGAUAUCAAGUAUGGCCGUUCCAACAACGCCACGAGCGCUAAUUUAAACGGUUAUUUUAAACCUCCUGGCGGUGGCGGGAAGACGGUUGGGAGAUGGCUUAAGGACAGGAAGGAGAAGAAGAAAGAAGAAGCAAGGGCACAUAAUGCGGAGCUUCAUGCCGCGAUUUCGGUGGCUGCAGUUGCUGCCGCGGUUGCUGCAAUUGCGGCUGCCACGGCUGCGUCGUCUGGUUCUGGCAAAGACGAGCAGGUGGCAAAGACUGAUUCGGCUGUGGCAUCUGCGGCAACGUUGGUGGCAGCGCAGUGUGUUGAAGCGGCUGAGGCUUUAGGGGCGGAGAGGGAACACCUUGCUGCAGUGGUUAGCUCCGCUGUGAAUGUUAGAUCUGCCGGUGAUAUCACGACUUUAACUGCUGCGGCUGCAACAGCUUUACGCGGUGCUGCUACAUUGAAAGCGAGGGCUUUGAAGGAAGUUUGGAAUAUUGCUGCAGUGAUUCCUGUGGAGAGAAAUUUGGGGGUUUCUUCUAGUGGUAACAAUGGAAGUUGCAAUAGUAGCUUCAGCGGUGAGCUUGCACCAGAAGAGAAUUUCUUGGGUAUCUGUAGUAGAGAAUUACUAGCCAGAGGUUGCGAGCUUCUCAAGCGCACGCGUAAAGGUGAUCUUCAUUUGAAAGUUGUAUCUGUAUAUAUAAACAGGAUGAAUCAGGUUACUCUGAAAAUGAAGAGUAGACAUGUUGCUGGGACCAUCACCAAAAAGAAAAAGAAUGUGGUGAUUGAACUGAUCAAAGAUAUGCCAGCUUGGCCGGGACGACAUUUGCUAGAAGGUGGUGAAAAUCGCCGCUACUUCGGGUUGAAAACAUUAAUGCGCGGUGUUGUUGAAUUCGAGUGUAUGAAUCAAAGAGAAUAUGAUGUUUGGACUCAAGGUGUAUCAAGGCUUCUUUCCAUUGCUGCUGAGAAGAACAAUAGAAAUAGAUUUUGAGCUUGUGAGGGGGGAAGAAAUUUUGGCAAUGGGAGGUGCUAAUAGCAUUAUAGAUCUUUUUGAUACAGGGUGGGGUUAUGAUCAUUGAAAAAAGGGGGUGUAAGCUAAAAACUAAAGGCAAAAGUUAUGCUAGUUGGGGUCACUUUAUCUUGGGAAACAUGCAUUGGGAGUAUUUAGAUGUAUAUUUUUUGAAUGUGAAAGAAAAUUAGUGCAUCCAAUGUGAACCAUAGUUGUUUUGUUCUUUUCACUGUUCUGGAAAGAAAAUUAGUAUCUUGGACUAGGGAACAGUCAAAAAGAAUGGGAAAGUAUCAUAUUAGAAGGAAAGUAUAUAAUGUUAAGACAAACAUACCCUUAUCUUAUUUGUGUUGUUUGUAAGUAUGGGUUUGGGAUCUUAUAACAAAGGUGGUCAAACGUCUAGAUUUUAAUUAAUGUGAUUAUUAAUACAAUAAAAAAUUAUGGGCUUUGGCUCCAGGAUUGGAUCUUUGGAA